ACAAAGUUAUGCGCAAAUAUAACAGUUUAUCGGGCGACAAAUUAUUGUUCAAACUGGACAAGGUGCCACCAGGUGGACUUGGCCUUUCUUUGGCUGGCAACAAAGAACGUGGUGGCAAGACGAGCGUUUUUGUAGUUGGUGUGAGGUCCACUUGUCCGUUGCCGAUUGAAGUUGGAGACGAGCUUCUUGAGGUAAAUGGUAGAGUUCUAUAUGGUCUUUCGCAUUUGAAUGCUUCAGCCAAAAUACGGGAAUGUUGUGAUGCUGGAAUGCUUGAGCUUCUUUUGCUAAGGCGACAUGACGCAGUGGUUGGGCUUUAUAUUUUACUUCAUUUUAUUUCAUUUUCUACUUUUUUUGUUAUUUCUUUGUUUUAAAG
This is a messenger RNA of Enterobius vermicularis (human pinworm), 373 nucleotides long. Lineage: Eukaryota; Metazoa; Nematoda; Chromadorea; Rhabditida; Oxyuridae. The record is from the annotation of a GenBank genome assembly.